Rangifer tarandus platyrhynchus (Svalbard reindeer) is the source of this 225-nucleotide messenger RNA. Lineage: Eukaryota; Metazoa; Chordata; Mammalia; Artiodactyla; Cervidae. The record is from the annotation of a GenBank genome assembly.
AUGGAGGGGCGCGAGGAGGGCGCGUGCCCGGCCAGCGCAGACCCGCCUCCGCCGCCCCCCCAAGCACCCCUGCAGACGCCCCUGCAGGCUGCCAGCCGGACGGAGGGGCGCGUGGAAGAGGGCACAUGCCCGGCCAGCGCAGACCCGCCCCCGCCGCCCGCCCGAGCACCCCUGAGGACGCCCCUGUGGACGCCCCUGCGGGCGGCGAGGGCGGUAGGCGGGUAA